This is a messenger RNA of Carassius carassius (crucian carp), 1736 nucleotides long. RefSeq lists its product as uncharacterized. The transcript is spliced from 3 exons. NCBI's taxonomy places the organism in Eukaryota, Metazoa, Chordata, Actinopteri, Cypriniformes, Cyprinidae. The record is from RefSeq and is a predicted model, not a curated record. The coding region runs from base 321 to 1538 and encodes 405 amino acids.
AUUCGUGUGUUGGAGGCUGUGUUUGGAUUUUCUGUUGAGAUUUUAAUAAACGUCGAUAUGGUUGGUCAGUACUGCUAGAUCAAGAACUGCCAUAGAAGGUCACACGAUCGUUCAGGGAGGAAACUGAACAACGGAAUACGUUUUUUCAGCUUUCCUUCCUGGAAAAAACAACAAGGGAAGCAGGUGGAGGAGCUGACGAAAAGACGCCGGAUCGCGUGGGUUGCCGCAAUCAGGAGAAAAAAAAAUGUACUUUCCAAAACAUCCCUGCAUCAGCGAGAGUGUGAUCGCUGCAUUUUCAGUCAGGACAACCAGCAUUUGAAAUGCUGGACACUCAUCCUGACUGGGCACCAUCUUUGCUUCUGGGCCACAAUGAAGUGAAAGUGAUGAACAAAGAGAGGUUUGCACGUCAGUUAAGAAGACACCUCAAACAUCAGGUAAUUAGCAAGAGGCCAGGAAAGGAAGGGGAGGAGAAAGAACAAGAAGAAAGCACGGAGGAGGUACCACUAGAUGCAGAGGACACAGCACAAAAUCCUGAUAUUCAGAGUGCAGAAAAAUGUGUGCACUGCAAAUCUACGCAUGCUGAACUUAACCGUCUGCUCGAGGAAAACAGGCAUCUGAAGCAAGAGCUCGACAAGCGCAAAAUGACAGAGCAAUUUUUGAAGAAUGAACAUGGCAAGGUAAAAUAUUACACUGGACUUCCAACAUAUGCCAUUUUUCAGGUUUUGCUGUGCCAUAUAAUGCCAUUUCUGCCUCAGGGAAAAAGAAAGUUGACACCUUUUCAAAUGAUCCUUCUCACAUUGAUGGGUCUAAGAUUGGAUCUGCCGAUCCAGCACAUCAGCCAUCUAUUUGGUGUGCACCGAGUAACUAUUAGUGCUGCAUUUCACGACACAUUAAAUGUACUCUACUCACGGUUGUCUCCACUGGUGCAUUGGCCAGACAGAGAGAGUUUGUGCGUCAGUAUGCCACGCCAGUUUGCGGAGACAUUUGGAAAUCGUGUUGAUGCCAUUGUGGACUGCUUUGAAAUUUUUAUAGAAAGACCAUCCAAUCUUCAGGCAAGAGCACAAACAUUUUCAAAUUACAAACACAGGCAUACACUGAAAUACCUCAUCGGCAUUACUCCACAAGGAGUAAUUUCUUUCAUCUCCAAAGGGUGGGGUGGACGGACAAGUGACAAACGAAUAACAGAGGACAGUGGUUUUCUAGACAAACUACUUCCAGGUGACAUGGUACUGGCAGAUCGAGGUUUUGACAUAAAGGAGAGUGUGGGACUGAUGUGUGCUGAAGUGAAAAUACCAGCGUUCACAAAGGGUCGUCAUCAAUUGGAUGCAAAAGAUGUGGAGGAAACAAGAUCCAUUGCGCAUCUCAGAAUACACGUGGAAAGAGUUAUUGGUCAAGUUCGGAAUAAAUACAAAAUUUUGUCUUCUCAAAUUCCCAUAAAUAUGGUUCUGCCAUGUGAGGGUGAGACUGUGGUUUUCUUGGACAAAGUUGUCACAGUCUGCUGUGCUCUUACAAACAUGUGUCCAAGUGUUGUGCAGUGAUUGCUAAAUCAGCUGGUUUGUAAAAACGUUUGUUAAAAGUUGUACAAAGCAAGAGGUGUUGUGUAUUGUAUAUUCCUUGAUGAUUUGUAGGACAGUUGAUGAAUGAUGUUGAAUUUGUGGUUUAUGUUAGCAGAUGAUAAAGACAGGCCACAUUGCAUGAAUCAAAAAUUAUUUUGUUUUCAAUGAACAAUUUGCUUU